Polychytrium aggregatum is the source of this 1919-nucleotide messenger RNA. RefSeq lists its product as uncharacterized. The record is from RefSeq and is a predicted model, not a curated record. The transcript is spliced from 2 exons. NCBI's taxonomy places the organism in Eukaryota, Fungi, Chytridiomycota, Chytridiomycetes, Polychytriales. Bases 410 to 1786 code for a protein of 458 amino acids.
GGUGGGCCGUGCGGAUGAAUCUUUCGAUAUUCACGAAUCACAGGGCGACAGCGCGAGGGCAUUCGACUACCCACCCGUGCUUCCUGAGAUUGCUUCGGACAGAGAUGCGGCACUUGACUCGGUGAUUGUCCAGGUAGAGCAGCAGCCAGCCCCUCAUCCAACUGAUGAGCCAACUCCCCAGCCAACCGAUGAGCCAACUCCCCAACCAACCGAUGAGCCCACUACCCAUCCAACCGAUGAGACAACUCCCCAUCCAACCGCUCAGGACCCAGACGAGCCCGUGGUCGAGUCCAAGCCGGCCCUCGAACAUACUCAUCAGUCUGAAAGCGGCUUCGCGGCCGAAAUUGAGCCCUCCGUCGCAAGCCAGCCUAAUGAGCCAACCCUAUCAGCACCAGCUUCUGACCAACCAAUGAAUGAGCAAGAGCACAGUCUUGAAGUUCUUCAACAAGCCAUGAACUCCGAGGCCCUGGUUACUUUGAUGAACAUGACCAUCGGUGUCAUGGCUGCCCAACCCGCAGCUUCCGCUGCGCUUGAAGCCGUAAUCCGUGAAGAAGCAUUGAGCAUCGAGACACGAUCCGGCCGUGCGUCAUUUGUAGAUGGCGAGUCGAUUGCUGCCGAGCCGGAGGCUCCUGCACACAACAAUGUCGAGUCGAGCGAGCCCGAGAUCAAGCGCGAACAACUGGACACGGAACCCUCCAAGCCGGAUCACAAGGCCGAUGAACCGGUGGAGCACUCUGUGCCGAGGGAAAGUGUGCACGCAGUAGCUGAUUCCCAGCAACCCGAGGCUCGCCCAGCAAGUGUGGAAGCGCAGUCGAGGGAGAUUGCAACAGAAGAUGCCGAUGCAAUUCCCACCAACGUUGAUGCUGCGAAUGCAAUCGAGAACGUAUCUGGCGAUGAAGUUGACCCGAAAUUGAUUGAGCAGCAGUUGGCCGAGCACCACGAAACUGCCAAGGCAGUUGAUGCGGUUGUGGCGCAAGCACUCGAGCCUGCAGAGCCAGCACACCCAGAGCCAGCACACCCAGAGCCAACGCAUCCAGAGCCCAACCAACCUGUUGAAGCGGUGGCAACAAUGGAGGUCAAUGGCGCACCUACUCAGUCAGCCCUGUUGUUGACUCAGGAAACUGUAGUUGCAAGCAGUGGUCAAACCAAUGGCGAGCUUGAGCCCCAUCAAGCCCAGCAAGCAGAGAGUACAGUUCUGGAAGCCCAGAAGCCAGACGAGGCUCAAGUUGGACCCCAUCCAGUAGAGGUCAUCGCUCACACCAUUCAGCCCCCGCCUGUUCUGGAACAGCCGGCAAAUCUGCCAGAGCCAACCAAGGACGAGACACCUGCCAAAGCCCCCGAGUCGGUCCAAGAGACAGAGACGCCAGUGCCUCAGAUCGCACCGGUUGCUUCGGUUCCAUCAGCAGCAGUAGUCGUCGCUGCUCCCGUCCCAAGCCAUGCUACGAACCCUCCUGAAGCACUCCCUCAGUCGAUCGAAAGCAAGGGCCCAACGGCAUCCGCGAAGGACAAGCCAGGCAGUGCUCAUGCGGCACACGAAGAUAGCAAGGAGACCCACGUCUCGCCUUCGUUGGGACAUGCCCUCGAGCAGAAAAGCCCCUCUGAGGCCAAGAUGCAUCUGGGAGAGUCCAGGACGUCGAGCCCCAAACCCUCCGCCAUUCCCGAGCUCACCGUCACGAUACCGACGGGGGAAACUCAGGUGCUGACGCCCCCGGACACCAAAAAGAGCAAGAAGGGCGGCAUAUUGAGUCCAUUCAAGAAGCUCUUCAAGUUCUUUAGCAAGAAGUAGCGGCUCAGCAUACACUCGAAUGUCUUUCCAGAUUUCAUGUUGCAUGUGGGAUGAGGAAUCGGUCAGGGAGAAAACGAUGCGCGCGCGAGACGAACCAGAUAUGGAGCCAAGAUAAAUGAUCAUGUCAGAAUGA